Molecule: messenger RNA, 1811 nt
Organism: Plectropomus leopardus (leopard coralgrouper)
Lineage: Eukaryota; Metazoa; Chordata; Actinopteri; Perciformes; Serranidae
Gene: smtnl1
Product: smoothelin-like 1
Molecular function (GO): protein binding
Source: RefSeq, a predicted model, not a curated record
GAAGCAGAGUAGAGUAGUGAGAGGCAGAGACACUGAGGAGGAUUCACCUCUGACUGAAUGAAAACUUUCUAGGGACGAUAGAAGUGAUCAUUUAGGAGUUCUGGGACAUAAGUUUAAAAGAAAGUCUGAUUUGACCUUUGAUUUGGUGGAUAAAGAGACAUUUCUGGACAUCAUGGAUGAGGAAUCACCCAGCCAGGAGACAUCUGAGUCCACAGAGACAACCAGUCAGACUGACACCAACAACAACAACCAGAUAGAUGAGCCAGAGCUGGAGGAGAGUAAAGACCCAGAGAGAGAGCUUCCAACAAGGAAGACACUCGAGGGUCAGGGGGUAAUGGAGGUGGGGGAGAAGGGGGAGGAGCAUCCAGUUCCAGAACAGGAAGGAGAAGAGGAGACCAGCACUGGAGAUACAAACAAGGCCCAAACUACUCCAUCAGAGCAUCUUGAAGGUGAAGCCGAAGAAGAUGGACACGAUAAAAACAAAGCCUCCACUGAUGUCGAGGUGAAAGAUCCUGAAGCAACAAGUGGAGAAAAAGACGGGGAGGGAGAGGGGAAGGAAGACAAAAAAAGUGAGCGUGUGGAUGAGGUGAAGAGCUGCGAGACUGGGAAAGAUGGAGAGGAAAAGACAGACAAGAACAAAGAGAAAAAGAAGAGUGAAACAGAAGAAAAGCCAAAAGAAGCAGAAAAAGAUAUGAAUGAAAAAGCAGCAAAAGGGGCAGAGAAGAAAAAUCAAGCCGAGGAAGAAAAACUAGAAACAAAAGACAAAGGAAAAAUGAAGGAGGCAGAAAAGCAAGCAAAGCCAAAAAGAAAGAGUGCUCCUCCCUCCUCUGCUCUCACACGACCGAGACCAUCUGCACGCUCGAUCAGAGCAGCUGCAAAAAACGACAUCAUUGCCAAGUUCCAACAAGGUGCACCAGAGACACCAAUACCCCGCAACUUCAAAAUUCAGAAGUCAGCUACAGCUGGAGCUAUGGGAGCUUCAAUCAAACAGAAGAUGCUUCAGUGGUGUCGCAACAAGACUCGCCGUUAUGAGGGUGUCGACAUAGAAAACUUCUCAUCCUCCUGGAGCGAUGGGCUGGCGUUCUGUGCUCUGAUCCAUCGCUUCUUCCCUGAUGCUUUUGACUUCAGCACCCUGAAUCCAAAGGAGAGAGAGAAAAACUUCACCCUGGCCUUCCAGACUGCAGAGUCCCUGGCUGACUGCUGCCCUCUGCUGGAAGUGGAAGACAUGCUCAUGAUGGGCAAGAACCCAGACCCCAUGUGUGUGUUCACAUAUGUCCAGUCCCUCUGCCAUAGCCUCUCCAAAAUCGAGAAAGAGAGGAAAGACAAAGAAAAGGAGGAGAAGGACAAAAAGGCCGGUGAUGAGAAAGAAGAGAAGGGAGAAGGAGCAGCAGGAGAGGUGUCACUGGAGAAAGAAGAGGGAGAGUCUGCUGAGGACGGGACGAUGGAGAGCCAAGAGGAGAAGCAGGGAGAAGAUACAGAGACAGAGGCAGCUGGAGAGGAGGAACAUGCACCAGGCAGCUGUGAGAUGGAGGGAGAUGGAGAAGUGUCAGUCAAGGCAGAGUCCUAAAAAUACUGACAGCAAACACAAAGACUGAAAAGACCAAAAGAAAUGUUCUGUACUUCAAUGAGUAGCCGAAGUCUUAGUUUGGUGUUGGAUUGACUAGUGGCAAUGUGAUGUUAUUUAGCUGUAUGUUUGUGUGCUUUUGUAUAUGUUUGUUUUGAUCACAUAAAACUUAAAUCUUCUUCCAUUUGCUGUGUAUUUAUAGAAAAAAAUGAAUUAAAUGAUGGACUUGCGAGAUUAAAAAAGUUGU